Ambispora leptoticha is the source of this 909-nucleotide messenger RNA. The record is from the annotation of a GenBank genome assembly. NCBI's taxonomy places the organism in Eukaryota, Fungi, Glomeromycota, Glomeromycetes, Archaeosporales, Ambisporaceae.
AUGAAGAAGAAGGUUCUAUUAAUGGGCAAAAGUGGGUCUGGAAAGACCUCUAUGCGAAGUAUUAUCUUUUCAAAUUAUAUUGCUCGAGAUACCAGGCGCUUAGGGGCAACAAUUGACGUAGAACACUCGCACGUUCGCUUCCUUGGUAACCUAGUUCUAAACCUUUGGGACUGUGGUGGACAGGAAGCAUUCAUGGAAAAUUAUUUUGCCGCGCAAAGGGAUCACAUCUUUCGAAAUGUUGAAGUAUUAAUCUACGUGUUUGAUGUAGAAUCGCGAGAGAUCGAAAGAGAUAUGCAUUAUUAUCAAGAUUGUCUUGAAGCGAUCUUGGCGAAUUCAAAGGACGCAAAGAUCUUUUGUUUGAUACAUAAAAUGGAUUUAGUACAGGAAGAAGUUCGAGCAAAUAUAUUCAAUGAACGAUACAACGAGUUAAAAACCAGAUCGGAACCACUGAAAAUAUCAGCGUUUGCCACUUCUAUAUGGGAUGAGACAUUAUACAAGGCUUGGUCAUCAAUAGUGUAUUCAUUAAUUCCAAACGUGCGAUUGCUCGAAACUCAUUUGCAAAAUUUUGCAACAAUAUGUGAAGCGGAUGAGGUGGUAUUAUUUGAGCGAACCACAUUCUUGGUGAUAUCUCAUUCCACGAGAAUCGAGCAUCCGGAUAUACAUCGAUUCUCGAAAAUCAGCAAUUAUAUUAAACAGUUUAAAUUGAGUUGUAGCAAAUCACAAGCUCAGUUUAAAAGCAUGGAAAUACGUCAAGCGAAUUUUGCCGCGUUUUUUGAUAUAUUGACUGCUAAUACGUAUGUCAUGGUUAUAAUGUCUGAUCCUACUGUCGAAUCUGCUGCCACACAAAUGAAUAUAACAGUAGCACGAAAACAUUUCGAAAAAUUAGAAACGUCCCAUAUGACACGAUAA